AUGCCAUAUAACUCCAUCGCAAGGGUUGACGCUGCACACGAGUGUUCAUUCGGUGAUGAGGUAGCCGAUUUUGGUCUAGCGCGUAAAUUGAUGGAAGAAGACAUCUACGAAGCUCGGACUGGAGCGAAAUUCCCGAUUAAAUGGACGGCACCUGAAGCGGCUACCUGUGGUAACUUCACAGUGAAAAGUGAUGUCUGGUCAUACGGCAUAUUGUUGUACGAAAUAAUGACAAAGGGACAGGUACCAUAUCCAGGUGAGUAUCUGUGUAAUUCCAUGCAACUGCGAAUACUGCAUCAGUUCAAUCGAAUAAUUCCGUAG
Messenger RNA from Ostertagia ostertagi, 318 nucleotides. The record is from the annotation of a GenBank genome assembly. Lineage: Eukaryota; Metazoa; Nematoda; Chromadorea; Rhabditida; Trichostrongylidae.